Messenger RNA from Solea senegalensis (Senegalese sole), 4543 nucleotides. RefSeq names its product zinc finger protein 592 (gene znf592). The coding region runs from base 162 to 3890 and encodes 1242 amino acids. Lineage: Eukaryota; Metazoa; Chordata; Actinopteri; Pleuronectiformes; Soleidae. The transcript is spliced from 9 exons. The record is from RefSeq and is a predicted model, not a curated record.
GAAGUUAGCGCUGCUAGCUUGUAGCCUAGCUAUGAAACCCUGCAACAACCAAACCUCGCUAGCGAGUACGCAUACUACGCAUAUAGCUAACGACCCAUCUAACUAAUUUACAGGAACGGUUAAAGAUAACCGGAUCAAAUGGUUUAUGAGUCUGUGCAGUCAUGGGUGACAUGAAAACCCCAGAUUUUGAUGAUCUGCUGGCUGCGUUUGACAUCCCUGAUGCCACCGGGUUGGAUGCUAAAGAGCCUAUCCAAGGGGGUCAUGAGGAGGCUGAGAGUCAGCUGAAGCACUCGGGGAUGUGUCUGGAUGACAGCUUAUUGAGCAACCAAGCAGUUACCGCAUCAGACAUACCUGCUGUAAGUGUUAUUGUGAAAAACACAAGUCGUCAGGAGUCACUGGGGGAUUUUGAAGAGAGGCUUCACACAGACUUGGUGUUACAAAAUGGAUUCAGGGGACAAGAGUCCUCCAUUGACUCUGAGAUAACCGAUCCUGGCUUCUCCAAAUCGUUUGUCUCUGCUUUGAAUGGUGAGAGUUCAAGGGAGUUUGGAAAGGCACCUAUUCAGCACAAACCUGAUGGAGCAAUAUUUUCCCAGUCGGUGUCUCAUUUUAGUCCCAUUUCAAGUCCUGAGUCGGAAGACACUCAAUGUAAUAGAGAUGAAGCGCACCCAACACAAGAAAAACCCUGUUUCCCAGAAGCCCCAGAUUUGGUGGAGGCUUCAGUACCAGAGAAUCCCUCAAAAGUGGACCUCGGCCUGUUCGAUGACUGUCCUAAGGACUCUGAUGUUCCCAAGAACACUCAAAGUAGCAGAACAGAAAACAGUCUAAUUGACGUGCCCUCUGAUGGUAACAAAAUGGAUUUAACACCUAAAGUACGCAGUGCAGUUCACUCGCCAAUCAGUAACCAGAACUUUGAGUCCAACUGCAAUUCAGGAACUACAAAGGACGUUCACAUCCCUUUUCCUUUUGUCAAAGCCCCGACAUCUAAAUUAUCAUCUUGCCUUGAGGCUUUGGCAGCGCUGAAUGCCAGAAAAGAUCCCAGUGAGCCAUCAGCAUUUCACAACGAUUGCAUGAAAGCAAGCCCCAAGGUCCCUAUAUCCCCGAGAAGUCCUCGAAGUCCACUUGAAGUUGUAAAACGUUUAAUGAAGCCCUCUGAUAGCCCCGUAAGCAUCUGUAGUGACAGUAGCGGUAAAACAUCCCCUGCCGUGGCAUCCGGGUCACCCCCUGUUAUACCCCGGGUCAGAAUUAAAACCAUCAAAACCACAUCUGGACAGAUCAAGCGCACAGUCACCAGUGUUCUGCCUGACUCCGAGACGGAUGAAGUUCACUCUACCUAUGAAUCCUCUCCAUCUCAGAGUAUGAUGAGUGAAGACUCUUACUGUAAUAUGUCUCCACAUCUGUCUCAAAGUGUGGCCGAUGAUGUUGAUGUACAGAGUAAAGUCACAUCAGCUAGUGCAUUGUCACCCAAAGUAUUACUUAAAAAAUCAGAUGCUAACUCCAGGAGGUCAGGCACAUCGCAGUCUGCACCAGUAGUUCAUAACACCAGUGGUUCUGUCAAAAGACAUGUUCCGCAGCAGAUGCAGAGACCAAAGAGAGUGUCAGCCGCAACAGGACCUCCGACAACUAACACAAACUUCCUCCCUAAAGCAAUGCACUUGGCAAGUUUGAACCUUGUCCCUCACAGUGUUGCUGCCUCAGUAGCCGCACGAUCCACCUGUAGUCAACAAAGCCAACACGCACUCUCCUCUACGGUGUACAGUACUGUCCCAUUGGUACAUCAGGUCAAAACAGCCAGCCCUUCUCCUCGUUCAUACAUUCCUAACACAGCUGCAGGAACCUUGAAUAGACUGUUGAACAACACUAACCCUGUGCCUACAUAUGUGCCCAACCUGAACCCCCCUCCAGAGAGCAACAUCAACCUUCCACCACGCGGCUACUGCUGCCUCGAGUGUGGGGACUCCUUUGGGGUUGAGAGGAGCCUUGCGUAUCAUUACAAUAGGAGGAGUGUUCACAUUGAAGUAGGAUGUACACACUGUGCGAAGACCAUGGUGUUCUUUAACAAGUGUGCCCUGUUGGCACAUGCCCGCGAGCACAAGAGCAACGGCAUGGUGAUGCAGUGCACACAGCUCCACAUGAAACCCAUCGCUGCAGAGCAUAUGUUUGUACCGCUGAACGUUGAACCCGUGAACACGGACUCUUACACUUCGCCCUCACCCUCACCUAAAAACCCACCCGUCCUGCCAUUAUAUCCAGACAGUAUCAUUCGCCAUAAAAUCCGGUGCUUGGAGUGUAACAAACAGUUACCUGACUUCAAAGCACUGGCGGGCCAUUACCAGAGGACGUCAGAGGAUGUGGAAGGACUUAUAUGCAAGAUGUGCUCAAUGUUGCUACCCAACAAGUGUAGCUUCAGAGCUCAUCAUCGCAUUCACACACACAAGUCUCCUUAUGUUUGUCCCGAGUGUGGCGGCCUGAGUCGGUCUGCAGACGUACAGAAGCACGUCAAGGAAAACUGUCUGCACUAUGCUCGCAAGGCUUGGUACAAAUGUCUUCACUGUGAUAUGGUUUUCAAGACCCUUCAAGGACAAAAGGCUCACAUUGAAGAGAAACACUGUGAGGUCUUUUACAAGUGCACUAUGUGUCCAGUUGCCUUAAAGACCACUGAGAGCUGUGAAGUGCAUUUGAAAAAUAAACAUGGUGCAAGCAAAACAACCCCUCAGUUAAUCUUUAAGUGUUCCUGUGAGACCAUUUUCAAGAAGAAGCAGCUGCUGUUUCAGCAUUUCCAUCAGAACGCCCAUAAGCACGUCACCUGUGUAUUCAAGUGUCCAGAGUGCAACUCCGUCUUUCCACAAAAGCACUUAUUAAUGCAGCACUUCAAGUCUGUGCAUGUAGGAAACCCGACGGCAGAGGCGGAGAAGAACAGCAGACAGCAAUCUGACAACGCUGAGUGCCAUCAGGCCUCUCAUCCCGUCCCACAGCAGAAGACGAGUCACGGUCCUGUGAAACGGACAGAUAGUCCCAGAAAAAAGGCUGAGCAGGACGGCAGGCCGCGCGUGAAGCCCACUGGCUGGACAUGUGGCAAGUGUCUCCAGUGGUUCCCCGAAAGAGACUCAUAUGUUUCUCACGUGAAGAGCAAACACGGGAAGUCCGUGAAGAAGUAUCCAUGUCAACAUUGUGAGCAAUCUUUCAACUCUACCACCAGUUUGAGAAGACACCUUCGCAACGACCACCACGGAAAAAAGAAAACUUACACUUGUUGGUAUUGCACGGACACAAAGACAGUAUUUACAACCAGUUUGAAGCUGAAGAACCACAUCAGUCUAAUGCAUGGAAUCAAAAAUCCUGAUCUCGACCAAAUGCCAAAAACAGUCACGCAGCAGUCAAAAAAGGCUUUGGGGAAGGGACGUGUACCAGAGAAGCCCUCAGGUGGCUCGCAGAAGGAAGGGCGGGAUCGCAGUGUGAGUGUCGAGGCUCCCUCGGCGAAGCGUCCGAAAACCCAGUUCCGCUGUUCCAAGUGCGGCUUCACCACCAACGACAGCGCGCAGUUCCAGCAACAUAUACCUCAGCAUAAAACCGACGAGAACACUCCACAGUGCCUCCACUGCGGCCUGUGCUUCACGUCGGUGCUGUCCCUCAACAGACACCUUUACAUUGUACACAAAGUCAAAGAGCCCGAGGAAGAGGAGAUGGAAGAAGCCAAGCUGGAGGCAAAGGGGCUGGAUAAUCACGCGGUUAAAUGUGCCGGGACUGACGAGGUCAAUAAUUUGUCACCGGGGCGAAGCGAAGCGGAGGCGCCACAGACGGAAGAGCUGGCGAGUCCACGCCGCGAAAACAUCGCGGACUGUGAUUUAAAAGUGAGCGCUCACUCUCACACACAACCCGUGUCACUGCGGUAACAACAACAACAACAACAACAACAACAACAACAGCCGCCUCUUCUUCACUCCACACCUCCACGUGUAAUGUGCUUUUGAGAGUUUUCCUUUUGACCAUUUUUAUUCCGAGAGACAUUCAAGACAGAGCAGUAUUUUUCAUAAAUUGCGAGGACAAAGGAGUAGACAUAUUUUAAAAUUUUAUUUAACUUUGCAUGUUGAUAAUAUAUUCAUCUUGCCUUCCAAACAUACAGUAAGUGCACUCAUAUUACAGCUCAAGCCUUUUCUUUGUCUUUUCUUUCUGUUUUCCGUCCGCCCUGACAGAAGACUCGGGAAACGUCUGUGAGUUAUUUUCAGUCUCGCGUAUUGAUUGACUUGAAAGGGGUCGGACACUUCGCCUUUGUAACCGGCCGUAAAUUUAAAUGGCUUAAAGUUCUUUUGAAGUAUUUAAUGCGACACACUAUGACCUGAAUGAACGGUUUCAGGUUGAAAGUUGGACGCUGUUGCGAUUAUUUUUUUGCAGCACAAAAGCUUGAAUUUUAGUCGCCAUUUAUUAAGGGGCUGCAACAUUUAAUCAGUUAUUAUUGGUUUCUGAAUGAAUCGCCAUUUAUUUUGACAAUCGAUUAAUAAUUGAUUGGAUUGUGUUUUUUUCUUCUUCAAUAAUUAAUCAAGUUCUU